CUCAUAGCUUACGUUCUUCCUCGAACAACUGUUAGGUUUCCAUUCACUGUUAGGUUUCCAUUCGGAAAUCAUACAUAGAGUCGAGUCAGAACCACACCCACACCCAAACGAGCAUAGAUACAUACAACAACUAGGAAAUCACAAGGACUACAUCCCACACCCACUACACUUGCACACUUCACACACUGAAAAGAUGGUUCGCGCAGUGACAACAAUCGGAUUACUGUACUACCUCGAGCAGGGAGCGGGUCACAGCAAUCUUCCUCGAUCUCCAGGAGAAGGUGGAGGACCGUUGUCUGGAGAAGGAGGACUGUUCUUGGGAGGACAGUUCUUGCAGUUGGAACAAUAUUAUGCAUGGGUUAGAAAUGGUUUACACGGGUUUUUUAGUGUUGGAUCUUUUUAUAGCUGACUCAUCUUUGACUCUUUCUUUGUGCAGAUCAGCCACAACACGAUGGAGAAGGACUGGGUCAGUCAAUCGUCUACAUCUGGGUUACAACCUUAUAAUAUAUAUAACCUAACCUAAUCUAACUCUUGUGCAGGAUCCAUAAUCUAGCCUAACCUUUCUAGGUGAAUAUUACGACAAGAAUACUAUGCUCAUUUCUAGUACUGUAUUCUCUUUCAACUUCCUGGUUUGGCCCACAGUAGGAUGCUGACAAUGGCUUGCAUAGGUUCUGUCCACCUGUGUGAUGCACCUAGGGUCUUCUGGGAUCCACCUGUGUCUUCUGGUAGUACAGGACAACGUUCUUGUAUUGAUACAGCAUCUAUCCUCACGUCGCUAUCAAUCCUCAAUGUGCAGGAUCCCUAACAAUCCUAACCUAUCCUGACCUAUCCUAACCUAUCCUAACCUAUCCUAACCUAUCCUAACCUAUCCUAACCUAUCCUAACCUAUCCUAACCUAUCCUAACCUAUCCUAACCUAUCCUAACCUAUCCUAACCUAUCCUAACCUAUUCUUACCUAUCCUAACCUGUCCUAACCUGUCCUAACCUGUCCUAACCUGUCCUAACCUGUCCUAUCCUAUCGCGUCCUAUCCUAUCCUAUCCUGUCCUAAUCACGUGAUCCCUGACGUAACCUAACUCAAUGAAUCCCACCACGUUCGUGCAGGAUCCGUGACCUAAGCUAACCUAACCAAAAAUCCUGACAUUCAUAUUAUCAGAGAACAAGCGACGAAUACUUCCUCCUCUGCAACGAGCUUUCUGAAAUUGUCGCAAGAUGGGGGACGAGGUACACUCAAAGCUGAUGAUUUAGUACUUCUUUAUUACAUGAUCUUCGUCAGCUGUAGAAGAUCUUCGUCACCUGUAGAAGAACCCCCAUCAUCGUCUUCCAAUUUAUCAUCGUGCCCCACGAUUAUCCCCAUGAAUAUGAAACACACGAUACAGGUGCGUCAGAUAAGGAGCGCAAGAAGACGCCUACAUGUGAGAAGAAACGGCACCAAGGUAAGAAGCGGCAGAGUCGUGAUUCCUCAGGUGUGGAAUUCACAGAGAUUUGCGUUAAGAACGGGAGUAACGUCGAGUGGAAAAGUGAAAAGGAACAUCAGAAGAUGCUGCGGGCGAACAAACGAGACGCAAAAAAAGUGUACUGUCAUUGUUCAAUCAGAAAAACAUCAUGACUAGUGUACUGUCGUUGUUGACUUAGACUGAUUCACUUCUUAAUCUUAAAUUGGUAGCCCUUCUUAUACAAGAUUAUCUUCUACAAAAAAAAGAAUCUUCUCAGGAGCAAUUUGAUUUUCCCUCAACUAUGAGGACUUGUUAUUUCGUAGACACGGAGUAGGCCAGAUCUCUGAAAAAAUUUCAAAUGCAUUAAUUCGUAGAAGUUCCGUUAGAAAAACUAAAACACAUGAUGAUACCUAUGCAGGGCAAAGCAGCUGGCUUAUGUGGAACAACAUCAUGCCGGCAAGAAGCGCAUACGUGUGGGAGACGGUUCAAAUGCGGCAGUUAUGAGAAAAUGUUGACUCUCUUACUCCUACAACUACAUGUUUGUAGAGAAGUGUAUGAUAUUGACAAACAUCGAACGUUAUAAGAUAGAACGCAUCAUCAAAACAAUAGACAAAUUCCUAGAAAAUGCGCGACACUAGAAGAACUUUGACAAUUCAGGUGCAUUUGCUGUUAAGAUGCGGGUGUGCUUCUUGCUAGUCUUGCUUGUUUUCCACUACUUUCCUUCCUUGUCGCAUGAGCCUCACUAGUAGUGUUGCUUAUUAGUCCCCUUUUUACCGGUCUUACUAAUCUAACCUAACCUAACCUUACCGGUCUUACUAAUCUUACGUGUGACUUGACAGAUUUCCUAUUUAGAGGCGUCUUGCGUCUUGUAGUUGUUGAUGUGAGAUUUGUUGCCAUAAAAUAGGACUCCUCCUGCAGCACGGUGAAGAAAGCCUGCCUCCUGGUGCUAUCCGAUCCUACACAUAGUUACAACAUCAUCCUAUCGUCCCAUAGAUGAUCCUCUUCCAAUAUAUUAGAUUAUAUCGUUAUCCCAUCCUAUCGCAUUCAUCCCUAGCAUGCUAUGACGAUACAGUUUUGCUGUCGAAAAUGCGUAAAUACUUACUUAAAAUAAAUACGACGCACCACGGACAGACGCAACAAAAAUAUAUAAUAUAGCUUAUUCUCGUCAUUCUUCUGAGAUCAGUAUAUGACAUCACUCAGCACCUCUGUCAUCGGGUGUGUAGCACUUUCUCCGAUGUGCCCCUCUCUCCGCGAAGUGGCGACUUCAAAAUCCUCACGAUGGUUAUAGUAAAUACCACUACUAUUUUUCGAACAUAAAAACGAUUCACACGCAUGCGAUCAAAAAGUUCCAAAAUAUAAGUCACGCACGAGCAUCAUGAUGCGCUAAUGUUAUAUAAAUGCUCAUCCCAAUUAUAUAAAUGAUCUCCAGCUUCUGAAGGUAUGUUGUCUAAUAGCUGCAGCGACAAAGACCGAGUACUAAAAGUCACGAGUGACUCGGACCCCCUUCUGAUGGGAGAGAAAAGAGGACAGGACAUUGCGGCAGCGCGGAUGUCGUUAAAGAGUGAUCGCUCUUUAGAUGACGACCUGUUAGCCCAAGUACUUCUAGAAUCUUUUUUUUAUUCUUUGGUUGCACUAUUCUUGGAUGUCCUGCUAAUGUCCAUCAUGAUCAUGUCGAAGCAAUAAACUCGGAAUCCUUGUUUUUUAAGAGGUAAACUCUAGAUUUGCAAGGAAGAUCUUGUCUAUUUAUCAAUGGCCUUUCACGCUCCCAAACGUGCACCCAAACGUGCGAUUCCCACACGUUCCUCAGGCAGAGGAGGAGAUAGCGAAGGCGGACAGGGUGACAGCUGCUAGGGAGGGAAGAAGAAGAGGUCUGCCGCGUGCGGACGGGAAUGGAUACGCCAAGCGCCACAAUUUCCGACUCGAGAGCGAGCCUCCGUACGGUAUUAAGCACGGUCUACCAGCGGCGAUAGGGCCUCUAACGAAGCUGCCUCCGGAGAUGCACAAGCUGCAGAAGCGGCUCGACGACAGAAGCGGACGAGCAGCAGUACUUAUCGAGUUAUCUCGUCGCUUUUCGUCUAAGUAACGCAUUUCGUUCUUCUUAGUCUCUCGACCAGAGUGAAGAAUGGACUUGCAUACAGAAUACAUUUUUCUCCUCUACUUGUGUUUCAAAACAGUUUCACCCGUUGGGUCGAUCCGCGUCAUUUCCGCCGCGUUCUUUUUUGGAGACCAGUUUGGACCGUGUGGGCAGGUACCUGCGCUACAAUGCUGGGGCUUCUGCCUCUGGUGCCACGCGCUAUGAUCUGUGGACGGAGCAUGCGUAUGAUCCGUGGAUGGAGCAUGCGUUUUGGGCCUUUGCGUUCGUGGCUGCUUGCAUGCUGUUAAGGCAAGUAGCUACAGUUAGCACCCCUCUAUAGAUACUGUCUCCUAUAUAAAGUAACGGGCAUUAUACUGUCAGGUAUCCGACAGAGGUUUGUGAUGCUGAGAGGGUUAUUCCGAAUACUACGCUUACUCAACAACACGUUUUGUGCGUUUUUCGUAUUUCAGAUUCAUUUCAGAUUCAAUCAGCGACUCAGUUCUAUCGUACCGAUAGUGGUAAUAAAAAUACGUAAUGUCCGUCUAUCCAGUGAUUACUUGAAAGCGCUAAUUUACUUGCUGGCCGUUCUCUGCGUCGCGACUGGUUCAGCGAAGAAGGUGAUGGCGCAUGCCGCGAACGAGAAAUUUCCUUAUGUAUCGGCAUCGUCAUCCUUUAUCAUUCAAUUCUCAUCGUCAGCACUGUCAGAUUACCGAAAGUUGCUAGACAAGUUCGCCGCACCGGUCGUCUAAUAUUUUAAGCUUACUCGAGUCGACUUCUGCUUAUCCUCCUGUACUUGUAAAAGUCAGAUACUGGAGUAGUACGGUCAUACUUUAGACAAGUCUCAGCGCUUUAGGUAGAAACGCAAUCAGAAAGCCUCUAACUUCGUCGCGAGACCGUGGAUGAUCCCUUUGCAUCGCGUUGCGAAGGCUAUAAAGCUCAGAACGAGCGGACCGUGGACGAUUUAUUUGCUUCGUCGUGCUGCGACGGCUCUAUCGCUCAGAAUGAUGCGGUUGACACGUGCAAGCAGGUACUAAAACCUAGAAAAGUUCUUUUGAUCUUCUUGUUGUCACGCUAGAGCAAGGCCACUUAUCAAAGUGGGCUACCUAUGAACAUGAUUCACCAUGGUUUUUCGUCAAAUUCAUCUUCUUGGGAAGUAGUUUUUUCAAUUCCUCGUUCAAAAAUCAUGAUAGAUAAGUAUUUAUUUUUAUCCAAUCAACCUGCAGGGCACCAGUGGAGCGGCUGGCUGCCACGCUAGUAUGGAUCCAGGGAAGAAAUUUCUGGCGCAUGCGGCGAACGACAAAACACCUUAUGGAAGGACCAUGAUGAUUCUACACCAUAGAACUAUUCCGAAUAGGUCUAUGAACGCUGUUCAUGAAAACAAGACUCAUGCAACAUCAAGGUAGUUCGCAGGUUGUCCGAGAGUGUGGCUCUUGGACCACAAUGUCGCAUCGUCAUCAUCAUCCUUUGGUACUCCACUCUCAUCGUCAUCAUCUUUACAUAAUGAAAGGUGUUAGAUAUGAUUACCGAAAGAUCCUGUUAGACUGCUUCCCCUGAUACUGUAGUCGAUUUGAUGUUAUUGUCCUGUACCUGUCAUGAUCAAGUAAACGAGUACUGUCUGAUGUUAAUGCACUGUAGACCUAUUUAUUUCAGUACUCGUACUUACUCUAGGUAUUGUUAUUAAACUGUAGCGCCAAUUUUCAGUACUUCUACUUGAUAGGCGGGGAUGUGGGAUGUGCUGCACUUUAGGUGUUGAACAACAAGGACGCCUCUAAUGUGUUCUGAAGAAUGUGGAUCCCAACUUCGUUUCGCCUUACGCAGGGUAUUGCGGUGGCGGUCAGAACAAAGCGGCUGACAAGUGCAGGAAACACGUACUAACCUAGAAAGUAUUUGAUCUCCUUGCUGUCACGAUCAAUCAAAGCCACACCUUUUCCCAUCGGGGUCGAGUACUUACUCAUGAAAAUGAUUCACCAUGCUUAGCUUGUUGAGCAGUAGUUUUGUCUACUAGCACAACUAAAAAGGUUCUGGUAUUAUAUGAUGAAUCUAUCUUCUUCUGACGUGCCUUAAAAUCAUAAAUGUGUAAUCACACCUACGCAAGGUAUCUACUCUCGCUGAUGCGGCUUCUGUGCAUGACAUGGGCAGUAGUGGAACGGUUAGCCGCCAUAUUGGGAUCGGCGCAGCAAUGUAGAAGACUUGUACUGUAAUUUGGGAGACGGGUAGUCGCCUCAUGGUAGAACAUUUAGGCGACAAGAGUUAUGUUACUCUUCUUGACACGUUGUAGGGAGAGUUGUGUUACUAUUGACGUAGGGAGCUACGUGGCUGUUGACGUAGGAGGAGCAGAGACGGGGAGUCGUCUCAUGGUAGAACAAGAUAGCUUAGUAUGAAUGUUACAGUACUGAAACCAGAGGUGAAGGGUGACACGUGACGCAGAGUUUUUUCGAUUUGAUUUGUCGUUUGAGAAUGAAUACAACAGAAAUACGAAUUUAUUAUAGAUGUGGGAACUUAUUAUUUAAUGCAGCAGUGAGUCUGAAUUUCCAUCGUGGCAGUCAGAAUGGAUUGCUCGUUGAGAGUAUGUGCAUAUAUUGGAUGUAACAUCAAACAUCAUGAAACUGGUAGCACUCAAUGGAUAAGGCCGAAGGAAUGCAUAAGAAAACUCGACCAAGUCGCAAUGUACUUUAGAAAACAGUAGAAAGGAACUACUCGGGAAAUGUUGAAGAUUUAUCUAGAUGGCUACUGAAACAAACGCCGUAGAAAUAUCAAACAUGAUCUAUCUAAAUGUACGUAGAUAUUUAUUGGGAAUCCGACCGUCAGAAUUCAAGAAGCCAAAUUGCACAGGGAGUUGAAAAAAAUAUGUUGUACUUGUAUCCGCGUUUUUUGGUUCCUCGUCCAUGAUGAUGGAGGCUGUUUAGUAAAAACUGUAUAUUAGAGUCUGCUUGUGAACACUAGGACUGCUUAUUUACACCCUCAAGGUGGUGCGUUUUUUAUACAAUUGCCGGCCUGUUUCAUUUGUGCAAGUCGUGAAGGUUUUGCAUGAUUCUCAUGCGGUUGCAAAGUUGUCAAAUGUGUGGACCUUCUUGCUUACAGGUAACACCAUAAGGAUCCACAUCAUUGGCGUGGCAUUUCAGUGCUGUGACCUUUGUCACCAUGGGACUGCAAUGAUUUCCAUAGCGUGCAUGUUGAUAAUCUUCAUACUCAUACGACGAGGAUCGUCAUCUUCUUCGCCUUCUUAUUCUUCUGAUAUUUGCGGAACGGGGGAACUGGAUCAGAGUCGAAUGAAAACUGUAUAGGGUGAGUCGCUGAGUCAUCAUUUACCAUUUGCUGCACACAUCAUAAUCACGUCGGUCAUUUAAGAAUUCUGCGCUGUUGCAUAGAGGGGUUUAACUAUAUGUAGAGAGUCAACCUAUGAAAUCUACGCAACAAGAAUGCAUAUUUUGGUGAAGUUGGAGAUGCGAAGGGUUAGUUGAAGGCACGGAAAAGAUAGCCUAAAAGUGUCUGUAAAUGAAGAGUAUGUGUAAACAGAGUUUUUCUUGGCUCGAGCCCGAACAAGGGAUGGGGUGCAAGACGAAUUAAAAUACAGAAAUGGGCGCAGCGUUGCCCCGUUGUGUUAGUACUUAUUCGAACCAAGAAUAAUUUUCCUAGAAUGUAAUUCUAAUUGAAUAGGGGACGGGAAGAUCUAUCUAGAUGUCUGUAGUACCGAGUAUGCCUGUAAGAAGUAGAUAUUGGCAUCCAAGAAAACAAUAGAUAUGAGGAGUUCGACGAGAUAUGUAUUCGCUUUUUUUUUUGGUUCUUCAUCUCCUCAAUGGUAGGGGUUUCUUAACAUGAGGAAGGGGCGUACAGAGUAAUUGUGACCUACGUGGGCGUACAGAGUAAUUGUGACCUACGUUGUACACAGAAUAUUGCUUGUUUGACACUUAAAACCAUUAUGCCACUGCUGUACAUCAAUGUGAUUGGAUUAUUAUCUUCAAGAGGAAAAUGAGAGGACUCGGUGGAUGUAAAAAGCCCGACGUGGAUGUAGAGGAACUGCUCCGACGUGCU
Molecule: messenger RNA, 7540 nt
Organism: Amoebophrya sp. A25
Lineage: Eukaryota; Dinophyceae; Syndiniales; Amoebophryaceae
Source: the annotation of a GenBank genome assembly